Messenger RNA from Bicyclus anynana (squinting bush brown), 4818 nucleotides. RefSeq names its product host cell factor. NCBI's taxonomy places the organism in Eukaryota, Metazoa, Arthropoda, Insecta, Lepidoptera, Nymphalidae. Gene Ontology annotation, cellular component: histone methyltransferase complex. The transcript is spliced from 13 exons. Bases 163 to 1968 code for a protein of 601 amino acids. Gene Ontology annotation, molecular function: protein binding; transcription coactivator activity. The record is from RefSeq and is a predicted model, not a curated record. Gene Ontology annotation, biological process: regulation of DNA-templated transcription; chromatin remodeling.
UGGCUUGGCAUUUGGCAGGUGGGUUAGUUUUGUACCUAAUUGUCAAAAAGCUUGGUAUUUUCUAUAAUUAUUAGAAAAAUGUUGCAUUUCGCCGCAUAAUAAUUUGUUAUAUUUCAAUGUUUAUUUGUUUUACGAUAAGCCAGUGCAUCAAUUUCCCUUGAAAUGGAGUCUGACUCUGCACUUCACGGUGAUAUUCCCGAUGGCGCGGAAAUGUCCCCUUUGGUUGAAAACCAAGCAGAAACAGUCGGCGAAAUCGGCGAUAACAAUAUAGUACCAGACGAAUCGGAAGGUGUUCAAACUACAGAAGAUGCAGCAACAAAUGGAGGUGCUCCAACUAGUAGCAGUGAUGUUCUUGACCUAGAACCUAUAGCAGAUCUGCCUGAUAAUGAAGAACAGCAAGCUGAUCCAGAUGCAGAAGAGGAAAUGGACAUAGAUGAAACUACUCCAGGUACUGUUGGUGAUGAGUCUGCCUACAUUGGAGAUAACUGCCUCUCAACUCCAGCAGAAACUGAAGAUAACUCUCUGCAAGAGGACAACCAACUGGAGCCUUUACUGAAAGAGCAGGGGUUAGAAGAGGGAGAGGGGAUUGAGGGGACGCAUGAGGAGUCUCCAGACCAGUCUAUAAGCUCUGCCAUGCCCAUUGAAGGAGAUGGUGCACCAUUGAUACAAGACGAAGAGUCAAGCACAAUGGACGAAGACAUGGGCGGAGGUGAAGGUGUGGCUAGCAGUGAUGAUGUCAACGACAUCAGCAGUGCAGCACAAGAAGUCCUUAGUACAGGCAUCAGUUCCAGUACUACAGAAAUAAGUGCAGACAUAUCCAGUAGUGGACAAAGCGAAGCGGCGCUUAUCUCGUCCACAGCAAACGGCCCAGCAGUGUUGCACUCCUUCUCCGUACUGCCGCAAGUGCAACCGACAAAUGAGUGUUUGUUCAGGUUCAAUGACGCAGAUACUUCUGAGAUGGAAGGUGCAGCAGACACGAUGCCUUCUGUGAGCGAGUCGAUGCCUCUGCUCACUAUGACUGCUAAUGGGUCUGCAUUGCUUUCACCCAAUUUGCUUCAAGGCAUAUUCCAAAGCGAGGAGGGCGGGGCGGCAAGCGUGUCGUCCUCGGGCGCAGAAGGCGCGGGCGGGGAGGCGGGCGCGGGGGAGGGCGACGGCGCGGUGAGCAGCUCGGGCCCCGCCGCCGCCGGCUCCAACGGUGCGCCGUCCAUACCGCCCACAGACGCAGCGCACGCGCUCGCCACGCUGGCCAGCGCCGCGCUGCACCACCAACACGAGCAGGCGGAACCUGAGGAUCCAAAGCCUCAAAACGAUGAAGAUGCAUGGUAUACUGUGGGCUUUGUAAAAGGAACUACAUUUACGGUACACAAUUACAUAUCAGACCCAAAUGUGGAUUUGUCGAACCUGUCACUGGACAAUUUACAAGACUUAGCAAAUUUACCCACCUCACCACUGGAACACGGCACGGCGUACAAAUUCAGGAUUGCAGCCAUUAACUCGUGCGGUCGAGGAGAAUUUAGUGAGGAAUCAGCGUUCAAGACGUGCCUGCCCGGCUUCCCCGGUGCACCGUCCGCUAUCAAGAUCAGCAAGUCUGUGGAGGGCGCGCACCUCUCGUGGGAGCCUCCGCAGGUGGCCGCCGAGGGCAUCUUCGAGUACUCCGUGUACCUCGCCGUGCGCUCCAACACACAACCCAAGGAGGCGUCCAAGUCGCAGCUGGCGUUCGUGCGCGUGUACUGCGGCAAGGCCAACACGUGCGUGGUGCCGCAGGCGUCGCUGAGCGCGGCGCACGUGGACUCGUCCACCAAGCCCGCCAUCAUCUUCCGCAUCGCCGCGCGCAACGACAAGGGCUACGGGCCCGCCACGCAAGUCAGGUGGCUGCAAGAUAUAAAAUCAACCGGAGUGAAAAGGGCAGGCGAGGGGCGGUUGCCGGGCGCGUCACCUUCAAAACAGCCGAAGCAAUUAUUGCACUGAAUGUUAGUUAAGAGAAUAUACUAAUUCUAAUAGUUUACUUGCAGUACAUUGAUGUAUGAAAAUGUUCAAAUACACUGAGCCUUAGUGUGUUUCCAAGUUAACAAGUAUCCAACACCUAUGCUGAUAUAGAUCUUUUAUUUUCGAAAAAAUGUGUAUUGACAUACAGGCGCGUUUGUGUGUGAAACUAAAGAGGCGACAACAAAGAAACAUGUUUAUAAUUUGGCAUUUGUCUAUGAGUGGUUACUCUAAAUAUAGGCCUUAUUAGGAGGCUCAAUAUCACUGAACAGGGGGUGGAGUGAGUUAUGCUUUGGUUUUUCUAAAGAAAUUAGGAGAUCCGUAGAACUAAAGUCACUGACAUAACUCAACAAGUCGAAGCUAAAAUGGCAAUUGGCAGGCCACAUAAUAUAAAGAUACUAUAGAUGUUGGGGUCAUAAGGUGCUGGAAUGGCGACCCCGCACCGGAAAGCGCAUUGUUGGUCGACCCCCCACUAGGUAGACCGAGGACAUUAAGUAGGUUGCAGGGAGCAACUGGAUGCUGGCAGCUCGAGACUGUUGUGUUUGGAAGUCCAUGCAAGAGGCCUAUGUCCAGCUGUGGACGUCCAUUGGCUGUUAAUGAUGAUUAUGUAGUUGCUAAGCAAUGGUUUGUUGGUAAACAGGUUUCGAUGUAUCAGUCUAAUAUAGUUUAAGAAUGUGUUUCUGUUGUGCUGACUUAGUUAGCUUCUUAAGUUUACAUACACAAAUGCUUGUGUGUUCUCAUCUUAUAGCUAUAUCUAAAGGUAGCAUUCGAUUCUUAGCGACCGCGCCCGGGUCGUACGACCCACUGCUUAGUAUGAAUUUAUAUGAAGCAGUAAACAAUGGCGGUCUCGGGAUUUGUUUAGUGCUCCAUAUAAAUUCAUACUAAGCAGUGGGUCGUACGACCCGGUCGCGGUCGCCAAGAACCGAAUGUUACCUUAAAGCCAAAAUUUAAAUACGAGUAUAGUAACUAUAACUUGGAAACAUAAUAUGUAUUAUGUAAAGAGCUUCACAUGUUGGUGCCAAAAAAAGGACAAAUUAAGUGUUUUUCAAAUACCGAGUUUGGAAGUUGGGCGGUGUUAGUUUUAUCCAAGAAAAUAAGUUGACUGUGAACCUGCAAUAGUUGCGUGCCUUAGCGAAAUUUACCAAAAAGUUGGUAUAUAAAUAAUUAGGUAUUUUUAAUAUAUUUUUGUAAAAUUUUGUGUGUAAAGCCAGUCAGUUCCACCCGUGCAAUUCUUUAUAUUCACUUUGAAACUGCGAAUGAAUUUAAAGAAUCAAUGCUUAACUCAAAUCUAAUAAGGAAACAAAACUUAAAUGUUAGUUCUCAGGAUCAAUUUCUACCUGCUGCUUAGAAAAAGGAAGGAAAGGAAUUUUAAUACUUUAUUAAAGAACAUAAAUAAUAUUCUAAAAUUUAGUAAUAAGUCUAAAUCAGAACAUUCUGUUUGGGAUGGCUUAUAAAGGCUACAUUGUGUAUGCUAUCCUGAGCCGCCUGCAUCCAGCAAAUCCCUGCGACUCGCUUGAUGUCGUCAGUCCACCUGGUGAGGGGUCGUCCAACUUCGCUUUCUAGUGCGGGGUCGCCAUUCCAGCACCUUGGGAUCUCAACGUCCAUCGGUUCUUCGAACUAUGUGCCCCGCCCAUUGCCAUUUCAGCUUCGCGACUCGUUGAGCCAUAUCGGUGACUUUAUGUCGCUACAGUAUUAUACGAUCAACCAACCUUGGCACCAACCAUGUUGAGCAUUGUAGGACCACUGUUACAGCUUUGUGUUACUUUUUUUUGUAGCACAUUUUGAUCAUAGUACACAUCACCAGGGGCGUAGCGUGGAAUAAACUAGACGUGGAUGAAGUUGUAUCAGAGAGGCCCAAUUUAUAGUUUGUAAUUUUUUUUAGUAAUUGGUAAAUAGUUCUUAAAGCGCCUCUAAAUUACUGAAGGUCUGCGGUUAGCUUUCAGCUUUGUAAAUUUCUCAAGAAGAAGGGGACAUUGGCAAUAGUUACAGAAAAGAGAUUUUAGUAACCGUUUCCAAAAAUUUACAUCCCAUAUACACUACUCGUGAAGUUGAUCGUAGUUAAUCAAAUAUGAUAGUGUUGACACGAACUUCGCUUCGCUACGUUCAACUUCGCUUCGUCUCUAUCAGCUUCCGAUCGUUGUCAAAGGACUGGAAGCGAUCCGAGGUUCGAAUAAGAAGCGCCUUGUUACAUUACUCGGCUCAGUCCAGGACUUCAUCGAAGCGUCGAAGCGAGUAGUGUAUUUGAGGCUUUAAACUUUUACGACUGAUACUAUCAAUAUGACGAUAGCGGUCUUUAAAGAUAAUUUUAAGCGACAAACUCACAAGGUUUCAUGAGGCCCUUUUUAAAGCUUGGCAAGUUGUUGAUGACACUCCCAUGAUAUGCGGGCGACAUGGAGAGAAGGACUGCGCGGGUGUGAAAUCGUGCGCACUGGGCAGUGGCUGGAAGUGGGGUGCAUCUGUUGUGGGUUUAUCUGUCAUCGCUACCCGCCUCCAUCGGACAUUCGGGAGUGUUACGAACGAAUUUGCCAAGCUAUAGCGUAUGGAUGUGGGCAGAUGUCCGCUUCACUAACGUCUAGUUACGCUACUGCUUUUUGCUACUUGUAUUUUCUGAUAUAAUAAUACAAAUAGAAUUAUGAUUGGUAUCCGUGUCUACUGUCUACGUUCGCUUGUCGACGAAUGAAAUGUUUUGACAAACAGAUUUAUUUUUAAUAUAUGUAAUAAGUGACUGAUAAAAUGACGUUGUGUAAGUAUCGUAAAAUAUAGAAUAAGUGCAGAAUUAUAACUGUUAUAUAAAAUACGCAUUCAAAGAAUAAAUACAUCAUUUUUAAAUAAAUA